Durusdinium trenchii is the source of this 685-nucleotide messenger RNA. The record is from the annotation of a GenBank genome assembly. NCBI's taxonomy places the organism in Eukaryota, Dinophyceae, Suessiales, Symbiodiniaceae.
GGAAACAUACGGUCUCAACGAGACUUGCACAGUGCGGAUGGCGAUGACAGGAAGGGGUGAGAUGGUUCCUGUGUCCUCGAUCUUUGCGGAGGCCUUUGAGAUGGACCACCAUCGAGAGGCACAAGCAGCCCUGGCCUUGCACGAGGCACGAACGCACUUCUUCCCUGGGGCACGCCCCAAGCACCGGCGGGAGACGCAGGAGCGGACCGUCGAGUUGAAGCAGCACAUGGCACGCACAGGUGACCAAGCCCGUCGAAUUCUUUGCAGCUUAUCCUUCCGCGCUUGGGCCCUGACCUUGGCGGAGGAGAAGCGUCAUGUGGCAGAGAUCAGCUGUUGUGCAGGCGUGGCCUUGGUGCGACGCUCUGGGCAUGCCAAGGCAUGUGAACGGCUUCUGACCUCGAAGCAACGCCUGGAAACAGAGUUGCAGAUGCUGCACUGCUUUCGGGCGUGGGCACAGUCCUGGGAACGAGGUGCAGUCAGCGAAACAAUCUGAGAAGAUCCAGGAGGUAUUUGUGCCCAUGCUAGCUGUGGAAAUCACACACGUGCGUAUGGCACAAGUGUGAAGCGAAGCUUGACUGAGUUCACCGCCAGACCCUUUGAUUUCAGAAAACGCACAUUCUCCCCUGUGCCGUGCAAUGUGCAACCAACAAGGAUCAACAAGGCUGUUAUUAUGACUAUUGUCGAC